This is a messenger RNA of Piliocolobus tephrosceles (Ugandan red Colobus), 1221 nucleotides long. Its product is annotated as solute carrier family 22 member 9-like. Gene Ontology annotation, molecular function: transmembrane transporter activity. Gene Ontology annotation, biological process: transmembrane transport. NCBI's taxonomy places the organism in Eukaryota, Metazoa, Chordata, Mammalia, Primates, Cercopithecidae. The record is from RefSeq and is a predicted model, not a curated record.
GCUAAAUUUGUAUUCAUGGCUAGAAUGAUGGUGGGAGGCAUCCUAGGUGGUCAUUUAUCAGACAGGUUUGGGAGAAGGUUCAUGCUCAGAUGGUGUUACCUCCAGGUCGUUGUUGGCACCUGUGCAGCCUUGGCUCCCACCUUCCUCAUUUACUGCUCACUACGCUUCUUGUCUGGGAUUGCUGCAAUGAACCUCAUAACAAAUACUAUUAUGUUAAUAGCUGAGUGGGCAACACACAGAUUCCAGGCCAUGGGAAUUACAUUGGGAAUGUGUACUUCUGGUAUUGCAUUUAUGACCCUGGCAGGCCUGGCUUUUGCGAUUCGAGACUGGCAUAUCCUCCAGCUGGUGGUGUCUGUACCACACUUUGUGGUCUUUCUGACCUCAAGUUGGCUGCUGGAGUCUGCUCGGUGGCUCAUUAUCAAAGGCUUAAAGGAACUUAGAAAAGCUGCACACAGGAGUGGAAUGAAAAAUGCCAGAGACACCCUAACCCUGGAGAUUUUGAAAUCCACCAUGAAAAAAGAACUGGAGGCAGCAUAAAAAAAAAAAAAAAAAAAAAAACCUCUGUGUGAAUUGCUCCACAUGCCCAACAUAUGUAAAAGGAUCUCCCUCCUGUCCUUUACGAGAUUUGCAAACUUCAUGGCCUAUUUUGGCCUUAAUCUCAACGUCCAGCAUCUGGGGAACAAUGUUGCAGACUCUCUUCUGUUGCAGACUCUCUUUGGUGGAGUCAUCCUCUCGGCCAAUUGUGUUGCACUUUGGGCACUGAAAUACAUGAACCGUCGAGCAAGCCAGAUGCUUCUCAUGUUCCUACUGGCAAUCUGCCUUCUGGCCAUCGUACUUGUGCCACAAGAAAUGCAGAUGCUGCGUGAGGUUUUGGCAACACUGGGUUUAGGAGCGUCUUCUCUUGCCAAUACCCUUGCUUUUGCCCAUGGAAAUGAAGUAAUUCCCACCAUAAUCAGGGCAAGAGCUAUGGGAAUCAAUGCAACCUUUGCUAAUAUUGCAGGAGCCCUGGCUCCCCUCAUGAUCAUCCUAAGUGUAUAUUCUCCACCCCUGCCCUGGAUCAUCUAUGGAGUCUUCCCCUUCAUCUCUGGCUUUGCUUUCCUCCUCCUUCCUGAAACCAGGAACAAGCCUCUGUUUGACACCAUCCAGGAUGAGAAAAAUGAGAGAAAAGACUCCAGAGAACCAAAGCAGGAGGGUCCCAGCAUGAAAGUAACACAGUUUUAA